AAGUUUAAGACGUGACUCAGACAGGCCCUUCCUGUGAAGUCAGAUAGCAGUCUAUCUGAUCCUGAGUUCCCUCUACCGUGGGGAAAGAAAGUGCUCAGCAACUUGCCCGAUGUACUUCAUGACCUCAUUCAGUCAAGUGUGGGGACCAGACAGGAGUUGUUGGUGACCAGCAGAUCAGCACUGGAGCCCUCUGAUUCCAUCUCCGUGUGUUUGAUUUAGCAAUGGAGUCUUUCUCUGCUGACACUAAUUCAACUGACCCACACGUACCGCCUCCGUUUAAAGCCCAAGAGAUCCUCUCCAUGGUCAUUCUCUGCCUCACUUGUCUACUAGGGCUGCCAGGCAACGGGCUGGUGCUGUGGGUGGCUGGCCUAAAGAUGAAGCGGACCGUGAACACGGUUUGGUUUCUCCAUCUCACGCUGGCCGAUUUCCUCUGCUGCCUCUCCUUGCCCUUCUCCCUGGCUAACCUGAUUCUCCGAGGCUACUGGCCCUAUGGCUUGUUCCUAUGCAAACUUAUCCCAUCCAUCAUCAUCCUCAACAUGGUUGCCAGUGUCUUCCUGCUUACGGCCAUUAGCCUGGACCGCUGUCUGAUGGUACACAAGCCAAUCUGGUGUCAGAAUCAUCGAAAUGUGAGAACAGCCUUCACCGUCUGUGGAUGCGUUUGGGCGGUGGCCUUUGUGAUGUGUGUACCAGUAUUUAUAUACCGCGAUCUACUCACUAUAGACAAUCACACCAUGUGUGUCUAUAAUUUUGAUUCCCACGAGAAUUUUGAUUAUUGGGACUACAUGUAUAAUAUAGAUCUACCAGAAAGCAAUACUGACUACGCCACUGCUCAGCGAAUAGGACAAAUGGAUGACAGAUCAGAGCCUUCGUCUUUCCAAAAAAGUGAUGACCGUCAUACAGCUGUCACUGACCUCCAGCCACAAAUAUUCCAAAGAUCUUCUGAAGAUCCAUUCCCUCUAGAUUCAGCAAGACUGCCUAGUGAACAAGGCCACACCAGUGCAAACCAGCCCCGUGCGCUCACACCCACCGUCCCCAGUGGGCUUCCUGUGGAAGAUCACAGAACCAACACACACAACGCCAGUGAUUUUCUCUCUGCUCUUACAGGGCUUUCCACUACUGCUUCUAGCAGCGACGUACACCACCCUGAGCAGUCACAGGAUUUCCAGGAUGAUCAUUUCACUCAGUUCACGCACAGCAAUCACAAGCCAACACCUCUGGUGGCAAUAACCGUCACAAGGCUGGUGGUGGGCUUUCUGGUGCCCCUUUUCAUCAUGGUAGCUUGUUACAGCUUCAUUGUCUUUCGAAUGCGAAAAUCCAACUUCACCAAGUCUCGGAGCAAAACCUUUCGGGUGGCCCUCGUGGUGGUGACUGUCUUUUUUGUCUGCUGGACUCCAUACCAUAUUGUUGGAGUUCUAUUGCUGAUUGCUGACCCAGAAGCUCCUUUGAUGGAAGCCGCGUUAUCCUGGGACCACAUUGCCAUCGCUUUAGCAUCUGCCAAUAGUUGCUUCAACCCUUUCCUUUAUGCCCUUUUGGGGAAGGACUUUAGGAAGAAAGCAAAACAGUCCAUAAAGGGCGUUCUGGAGGCGGCCUUUAGUGAAGAGCUCACACACUCUACCAGCUGUACCCAGGACAAAGCCUCUUCAAGAAGAAACAAUUUGAGUACAGAUGUGUGAAGAUGUGGCGUGGGAACCUAAGCAGGUGUUCCCAGGUGAACACUGCUAAGGGAUGACACGGUGAGCAGGACACUUUGGACAGUCUGGUGGCUCUCAGAGAGAGGGCUCUGAUUAUUGACAUCAGUAUCACUUGGAAACUUAUUAAAGAUGCAAAUUUUCAAGCCACAUCCCAGACUUGUUGACUCAGAAUCUCUGGUCCAUGGGGACCAGUGUUUUAACAGGCCCUCUUGCUUCUGAUUAAUGUUAAGUUUUAUAAUCAUUUGGCAUGGUCUACUCCUAUCCCUAAGUUGUGUGAGACAAUAACUUAAUAAUCCGUUUUCCGUAUUAAUCUUUUUUUUAGCAUCAUCUAAAUCAUCUUAGUUUGCAUGAAAGGCUGCUUUUAUUGUCCUGAGUGAAAGAUAGUCCUUUAUUGCAUAUCUGGUGAUGUUGGUGGUGGUUUUAGUGGGGGGAAAAUAAGACACAAAAAAGAAAAAGCCUACAAAAGCAAAGAGUGAUGAGUUAAGAGACUGGAACAGAAUAGAAAAGCACCACGUCUGCGACUCGAAGCAUCCUCGGAUAAUUCCAGGUGCCCAUGAGUACCCUAAAGGAGCAUAGGUACGUGUGAACACUUUCCUAUUGUGCAGUGCUCUGGAAGCUGUGGUUUGGAGCGCUCUCUUCCCUACGCAUCCCACUUGUUCAUAGAAUCAUCUUUCUCUUUUUGUUUCUUUGUUUUGUUUAUCAAGACAAACUGUGUGACCCUGGCUGUCCUGGGACUAUGGAGACCAGGCUGGCCUCGAACUCAGAGACCUGCCUGCUUCUGCUUCCCUGAGUGCUGAGAUUAAAGGCGAUGUCCCAUUGCUUAAGUUCCUGAAGUCCCUUUACGUUUUCCAUACAGGGUCUUGCCAUCUCCUGCUGGGGAUGGGGAAUGCAGCACCCUGCCUGGCCCCCUUCUUAGUCUGCCACAUUAGACUUAGUGCCUCACAUAGAAUAAAACAGUCUCCUAAAGAUGCUUUUCUCCUCCUUCCAAACCCAAGUCUAACGGAAGGAGGAAUGCACGAAAGGUGGAACUGGCAUUCUUCAACUCGCCCCCAGGUCCCUGCACUCUGACGGCAACACCACAGAAAGGUUUGAAACACGAGUCUAGGGACCUCGUGUGCCAAACGUGCCAGGCACACUCCCUGUGGAAUUCCUGGACCAUGGUAUUAUAAAUAUAUGCAGCCAACUUUAAAGGAACUAGUGAAUGAUGGAAUGUAGGAGGCCUCUUUCUCCAAUGCCCAGUAAUACCUCUCUCCCUCUUAUCUCAAGAGAGCAUCUUUGCAAGAAUGGUAGCUAUUUAUCCUGACAUUUACCGUGAUGUGCCUAAGUCAUGCACUUACACCGCAGAUUUUUGUAGAUAAGAUAAAAAUGGUUGUUUCCAUAUUUUCAUCCAACAUCCCAGUGUUGAUUAGUGAGUAUUAUACUUUAGUUUGUUCAUGAC
Myodes glareolus (Bank vole) is the source of this 3129-nucleotide messenger RNA. RefSeq names its product complement C3a receptor 1 (gene C3ar1). The record is from RefSeq and is a predicted model, not a curated record. Gene Ontology annotation, molecular function: G protein-coupled receptor activity; complement component C5a receptor activity; complement component C3a receptor activity. Gene Ontology annotation, biological process: chemotaxis; complement receptor mediated signaling pathway; positive regulation of cytosolic calcium ion concentration. Lineage: Eukaryota; Metazoa; Chordata; Mammalia; Rodentia; Cricetidae. Gene Ontology annotation, cellular component: plasma membrane.